Molecule: messenger RNA, 114 nt
Organism: Haemonchus placei
Lineage: Eukaryota; Metazoa; Nematoda; Chromadorea; Rhabditida; Trichostrongylidae
Source: the annotation of a GenBank genome assembly
AUGCAGCACAGACGACAGGAAGAGGAAUACCUCCAGUCAUUUCAAAAUCCAACCUAUCAGACAAGUGAGUUUCUUGAAUUGACUUCCUUUUAUUCGUCGAGUCAUUAUGAUUAA